This is a messenger RNA of Eucalyptus grandis, 1002 nucleotides long. RefSeq lists its product as uncharacterized. Lineage: Eukaryota; Viridiplantae; Streptophyta; Magnoliopsida; Myrtales; Myrtaceae. The record is from RefSeq and is a predicted model, not a curated record. The transcript has a single exon. Bases 29 to 664 code for a protein of 211 amino acids.
AGCGCCAAAGAAGCUCGCGUGAACUAUCAUGGAAGUAGCCCCGCGACCGCGAACGACAACCACCAACCUCCCCACCCCUUUAUAUCGCGGCACGCCGACUGGAAAAGAGGGUCUUAAGGCAAUGGACGGAGAAGGGAAUGUGAAGAUGGCGAACGCUAAAUCAUCCAGAUCCUCCGCCGCCUGGCGGUGCAGGAAGCACCCGAAGCACCGGCAGUCGGCCGGCGUGUGCUCGCUCUGCCUCAGCAAGCGGCUCUCCCAGCUCUCCAGCGGCAGUUACCUACGCGGCUCGACCAGCGCGAACAGAAGGCGCUACUCCUGCUCCUCCUCGCCGUCGUCGUCCACCUCCAUGUCGUCCUACCCCUCUUCUUCCGAGGAGUCGUCCUCGUGCGCGAGCCCGAUCCACCGCCACGGCCGGUUCGCCCACGAGGCGAGGUCCGGGCCGGUGUCGAUGCUCUUCGGGGGCAGGGACGGGCUGAAGAAGAGCCGUUCCGUCGCCUGCGCGGCGCCGCCGCCGCCGCCGAAGACGAGGGCGGGCGGGGAGAAGAGCAAAGGCGGGUUUUGGUCCAAGCUGAUCCCGUCCAGGAGGAAGAAAAAUGGAGCGGAAGGUGGCGAGUUGACGAGCUUGAAGCACUCCUCGACGCUGAGGGAGAGGGUGGCCGUGUAAUAUUUUCGGUUCAUCGAUCGGUGCACGAAGCCUUGUCGUGAUUUUUUUUUUCCUCUUUCAUUUUUUCUUCUUAGAAAUUGAUUAAAUUUGUAGAUCUACACGAGUAAAAAAAAAAGGAGAGAUGGUUAUACCAAAGGGGGGAAAACCAAAUGCACAAGGUUUUCCACUGCUGAUUGUAAAUUAAUUACGUUGUAUUGUUGCUGCUUAAUAGGAAGGAAUUUAAUUAGCAGAAGGGCUUUGCCAAAUUGCUUUGUGCUGGUUAAAUUCGUUCUGGUGAUUUUUUGUGGGUUCUGGUAUUGUCGGUUUUGUUUGUUAAAUAAGGAAGAAGAUGUUUGAUA